AUGUUCAACUGCGAUCGAUCACACGCUUUGAUAUACAGUCAGAAAUUUAAUACCAGAGAUCAAAUAUCAAAAUCAAAGUUAUGGAAUUUGGAGGAAAAGGUCAAAAUAACCUCAAAUUCUGUCAAAUUCAGUAUAACCUUUGACAACAUCUACGAAUAUGUCCUCAAAUACUGCGAUUUUUGUGAUGAGAGAAUAAAAUGCAGAGAUGACGACGUUUAUAAUUAUUACCCUGAAGUUGGUACCAUUACUUUAAGAGCUUUUGAACUUGAAAAGAUAAAAUAUUACAUUCCUUUGGAUUCGAAACUACUUGUUAAAGCUAAAGGUAUAAAUUGUCAAGAAUAA
Molecule: messenger RNA, 342 nt
Organism: Theileria parva strain Muguga
Lineage: Eukaryota; Apicomplexa; Aconoidasida; Piroplasmida; Theileriidae
Exons: 2
Coding region: 1-342 (113 amino acids)
Source: RefSeq, a predicted model, not a curated record